Messenger RNA from Anguilla anguilla (European eel), 2836 nucleotides. It is a transcript of the gene mcm7, whose product is annotated as minichromosome maintenance complex component 7. Gene Ontology annotation, cellular component: nucleus; MCM complex. Lineage: Eukaryota; Metazoa; Chordata; Actinopteri; Anguilliformes; Anguillidae. Gene Ontology annotation, biological process: DNA strand elongation involved in DNA replication; DNA replication; DNA replication initiation. The coding region runs from base 209 to 2392 and encodes 727 amino acids. The transcript has 15 exons. Gene Ontology annotation, molecular function: ATP hydrolysis activity; ATP binding; single-stranded DNA helicase activity. The record is from RefSeq and is a predicted model, not a curated record.
GGUUUUGAUUGGUCGAAAAAGAAGCCGGACUCGCGCCAGUUUUCGCAGCGGGUUUUGGAACCACAGGGAAGAAGUAACGGAGUAUUGCAUGUGACAGAGUUAUUGUCAAUCUGUUUGAAAUAAAGUGCUUCAGAAAAACAUACAGCGUUUAAUUCAACGCUCCCAGUACUUUUACAGUUUGUUGGAUCUUCGUUUGGGGAAAGAAAACAUGCCUCCUAAGGACUACUUGGCUGAAAAGGAAAAGUGUAGGAAAUUCCUCCAGGAGUUCUACUCUGAAGAUGAUUCUGGGAAAAAGGUCUUCAAAUAUGGAGCCCAGCUGGUGUCGCUGGCCCACCGGGAGCAGGUGGCCCUGGUGGUGGACCUGGACGACGUGGCGGAGGAGGACCCCGAGCUGGUGGAGAGCGUGUGCGAGAACGCCAAGCGCUACGCCGGCCUCUUCGCCGACGCCAUCCACGAGCUGCUGCCCGAGUACCGGGAGAGAGAGUCUGUGGCGAAGGACUCCCUGGACGUGUACAUUGAGCACCGUCUGAUGAUGGAGCAGAGAGGUCGCGACCCCACCGACACCAGAGACCCCCGCAAUCAGUACCCGGCAGAGCUGAUGAGGAGAUUCGAGGUGUACUUCCGCCCCCCCAGCACCGCCAAGCCGCUGGUGGUGAGGGAGGUGCGGGCGGACAGCAUCGGCCACCUGGUGAACGUGCGCGGCAUCGUCACCCGGGCAACGGAGGUCAAGCCCAUGAUGGCCGUGGCCACCUACACCUGUGACCAGUGUGGCGCCGAGACGUACCAGCCGAUCCAGUCGCCCUCUUUCAUGCCCCUCAUCAUGUGUCCCAGUCAGGAGUGCGUCACCAACAAGUCCGGGGGCAGGCUCUACCUGCAGACCCGGGGGUCAAAGUUCAUCAGGUUCCAGGAGCUGCGUAUCCAGGAGCAUAGCGACCAGGUGCCCGUGGGCAACAUCCCGCGCAGCAUGACCAUCUACGCCCGGGGCGAGAACACGCGCCUGGCCCAGCCCGGCGACCACGUCAGCGUGUCGGGCGUGUUCCUGCCCCUCCUCCGCACCGGCUUCAGACAGGCUGUGCAGGGUCUGCUGUCCGAGACGUACCUGGAGGCCCACUGCAUAACCCUGAUGAACAAGACUGAGGAUGACGAGCUGGGGGCGGAGGAGCUGAGCGAGGAAGAGCUGCGACAGAUCACAGAGGAGGAUUUCUAUGAGAAGCUGGCGGGCUCCAUCGCACCCGAGAUCUUCGGCCACGAGGACGUGAAGAAGGCCCUGCUUCUGCUGCUGGUGGGCGGGGUGAAGCAGGCCCCCCGUGGCAUGAAGAUCAGGGGGAAUAUUAACAUCUGUCUGAUGGGCGACCCGGGCGUGGCCAAAUCUCAGCUCCUCUCUUACAUCGACCGCCUGGCCCCCCGCAGUCAGUACACGACCGGGCGUGGCUCGUCCGGAGUCGGCCUGACGGCGGCGGUGAUGCGGGACCAGAUGACGGGGGAGAUGACCCUGGAGGGCGGGGCGCUGGUGCUGGCCGACCAGGGCGUGUGCUGCAUCGACGAGUUCGACAAGAUGGCCGACGCCGACCGCACGGCCAUCCACGAGGUCAUGGAGCAGCAGACCAUCUCCAUCGCUAAGGCAGGGAUAAUGACGUCCCUGAACGCCCGCUGCUCCAUCCUGGCGGCGGCCAACCCGGCGUACGGGCGCUACAACCCGCAGAAGACGGUGGAGCAGAACAUCCAGCUCCCCGCGGCCCUGCUGUCCCGCUUCGACCUGCUGUGGCUCAUCCAGGACCGGCCCGACCCGGACGCCGACCUGCGGCUGGCCCAGCACAUCACCUACGUGCACCAGCACUGCCGCCAGCCGCCCACGCACUUCACCCCCAUCGACAUGAAGCUGAUGAGGCGGUACAUCUCCCUGUGCCAGCGGCGGCAGCCCGUAGUUCCCGAAUCUCUGGCCGACUACAUCACCGCCGCCUACGUGGAGAUGAGGAAGGAGGCGAGGGUCAGCAAGGACACCACCUUCACCUCCGCCCGCACCCUGCUGUCCAUCCUGCGCCUCUCCACCGCCCUGGCUCGUCUGCGAUUGGUGGAUGUGGUGGAGAAGGAGGAUGUGAACGAGGCCAUGCGGCUCAUGGAGAUGUCCAAGGACUCACUGCAGACUGACAAAUCGAACGCCACCAGAGCCCAGCGGCCCGCGGACGUGAUCUUCUCCCUCCUGCGAGAGCUGGCGGGCGAGGGGGGCAAAGGGCGGGGCGGGGUCGGGGGCGUGGUCCGGAUGGCGGAGGCGGAGCAGCGCUGUGUGUCUCGCGGCUUCACCCCCGCCCAGUUCCAGGCGGCGCUGGACGAGUACGAGGAGCUGAACGUGUGGCAGGUGAACCAGGCACGCACCAGGAUCACCUUCGUCUGAGGCAAACGGCCUGAGGGGGGGUGGGGGGAGUGGGAGCGGCACCGGGUCUUCUGUAAAGGAGUGUGCCAGUGUGCCCCCGCAGUCAUUCGCCCCUCAAAGUGAGGUUUUAACUUUGGGUGCCAUCUUGUAAAUCCUCUAUCUGGGAGGUUGGGGGGGGGUAAAAUAAGGAGAUCUUUGUAAAUAUACCUGCAUUUAAUAGUUUAUAAGUUUUCUGCCUUUUUUUGUCCUUCCUGUACAGAGUCUAGAAAUUUCUGACUAAAGCCAAGUGGGUUCGAUGUGUUAAUGUUGGGAUGUGUUUAGUUUCUCGUCAGUUCAGAAAUGCUGCGACUCUUCAGUUGCUGCUUUUGUGCGUGCCGAUUCCAUUCAGAAGUGACAUUUGCAUUUAACAAUGUCCAAACGUGCUGUGUGCUUUUGAAUUGCCAAUAAAUUUACUUUUUUUCAAUA